Callorhinus ursinus (northern fur seal) is the source of this 2886-nucleotide messenger RNA. RefSeq names its product N6-Methyl-AMP deaminase (gene MAPDA). Gene Ontology annotation, biological process: inosine biosynthetic process; adenosine catabolic process. Lineage: Eukaryota; Metazoa; Chordata; Mammalia; Carnivora; Otariidae. The record is from RefSeq and is a predicted model, not a curated record. Gene Ontology annotation, molecular function: adenosine deaminase activity.
AUGAGGGAGAGGAGCGGCGGUCGGUCACGGGGGUGAGCUCUCUUUCGUAAUGCAGUACCCACCUCGGGGAUUUCUGUACGGAAGAAGCACCCCUCUUCCGUGACUCCUCUUCCGCGUGUGUGAGCAUCACUUCCGCAAAGAGGGCACUUCACCAAUCAGAAUUGAGGAGGGUGUAGCUUGUGCUAAAGUUCGACUGUGACUGACUUUGGAUUUUCUGGAACUGCGUUUUCGCGGAAGACCCCCUACGGCUUAUUGUGGGCAGGUGGACUGUGUCAGGCAAGCUCCGGUUGUCGCUCUUCUACAAGCCAUUCCGUCUGAAGGGAAAAUUUAGCUAAGUCCUCAUAGUUGACUCAGCUGUUAACAGAAAUCUUUAAGGGAAAGUGAUCAAGUAUUACAUGCUUGUUGUAAAACCUUCAGAUUGCAGAAAACUAUGUAAGGGGAAGCUGAGCCCAGAGCUACAUAUACAGGUUAUCUUAUCAAAAUGUAUGGACAUAAAGCAAUCUGAAGGAAAUUCAAGACCACAGAAUUUACUGACUGAAGCACAUUGUACUGUUCAUAACAAGAAUAAGAGUAUUUGGAGAAAGACCUUUUUAUUCUGCGAAAUCAUGAUGGAAGCAGAAGAACACCAGCAGCCACGGAAGGCAGCCUUUUACUCAGAAUUACCUAAAGUGGAACUUCAUGCCCACCUGAAUGGAUCCAUUAGUUCUAAUACCAUGAAGAAAUUGAUAGCCAAGAAACCAGGUCUUAAAAUCCACGAUCAGAUGACUAUGAUUAACAAGGGAAAGAAAACUUUAGAAGAAUGUUUCCAGAUGUUUCAAAUUAUUCAUCAACUUACUACUAGCCCUGAAGAUAUUCUAAUGGUCACAAAAGAUGUCAUUAAAGAAUUUGCAGAUGAUGGUGUCAAGUACCUGGAACUAAGGAGCACACCUAGAAGAGAAAAUGCUACAGGAAUGACUAAAAAGGCUUAUGUGGAAUCUGUACUUGAGGGUAUAAAACAGUCCAAACAAGAAAACAUAGACAUUGAUGUUAGGUAUUUGAUAGCAAUCGACAGAAGAGGUGGCCCUUCAGUAGCCAAGGAGACCGUUAAACUAGCUGAAGAGUUCUUCCUCUCUACUGACGAUACAGUUCUUGGCCUUGACCUCAGUGGAGACCCUACUGUAGGACAGGCAAAAGACUUCCUGGAACCUCUUUUAGAAGCUAAAAAAGCAGGCCUGAAGUUGGCAUUGCAUCUUUCAGAGAUUCCAAACCAAAAAAAAGAAACACAAGUACUUCUGGAUCUGCUUCCUGACAGAAUUGGGCAUGGGACAUUUCUCAACUCUUCUGAGGGAGGAUCCCUGGAUCUGGUAGACUUUGUGAGGCAACACCAGAUACCACUGGUCGCUGUUCAAAUCGCUGGGAAGAGAGCAGUAAACAAAACAGAACUCUGUUUGACCUCAAACAUCAAAAGUCAGACAGUUCCAUCUUAUGACCAGCAUCAUUUCGGAUUCUGGUACAGCAUCGCCCAUCCAUCUGUGAUCUGUACUGAUGAUAAGGGUGUUUUUGCAACACACCUUUCUGAAGAGUACCAACUGGCAGCUGAAACAUUUAAUUUGACCCAGUCUCAGGUGUGGGAUCUGUCUUAUGAAUCCAUCGACUACAUCUUUGCUUCUGACAGAACCAGGUCUGAACUGAGGAGGAAGUGGAAUCAUCUGAAACCCAAAGUGUUACAUUUUUAAGCUGCAAUGAGGUGAACUACUUUUGAGUAUGUGUUGCAACCAAGAUCUUCCUGCCAUAUCACACUUAGUAAACUGUCCACCCCUCCCUCUGAAGCACAGCAGCCAGGUACCAGGGGCUCCAUCACCAGCACCUUAUUCAGGGCCAGUGCCCAGUAAAUGUUUUAAACUGACUGGCAGGCUCUGAAGUCUUACAGAGCUUACCUCCAUGCUGCUUACUGGAAGGGACUUGAAAGUGGCUGCUAACUAAACUCCCCAUUCCACCAGAGAUUUGACUUAACAGUCCCUCUCCAUUAGUGAUCAUAAAACUUCAGGAAAAUCAAAGAAGCUUCUAAUUGGGAAAAGUUUUGGAAUAACUAGUCUAAAGAUGAAAAGAGGGAAAACAAAUUGCCACCAAACCUUUAAGCCUUGUAACUUGUGACAGCAGCGCUCUGUAUUUUGUUUUGCUUGUUUUACUCAAACUCCCUUAAGUAUUCCCCAAAACUUGACUCAAAACAUACCAUGGAUUUUUGUGAAUACCCAGUAGUCAGGGUUAAUCUACUUUGGAAGACCCUAGUGACAGACAAAACUAGCUUCUGAGAUCUGGCUUUGCCCCUCUCAUGAUUAAUCCCCCUGGAAUCAAGGUAGUGGGUUUUUUUUUAAAUGUUCCUACCUUACCCUUCUGUUAUUUUGACCAUAAUGGACCUAUACCAACCAGACACUUCUUGAGGUCUAAGGUACUUUAGGCUUCUAUUUCCUGCCUUUAAUCUGACCUCCAGUUGUUCCAAAGUUUUGUUUCUGAAAGAGCACCAUGGUGGUUGUAGGAGUAAUUUAAGCUCCUAACUAAAAUAUAUCCAUAUUACAUGUUACUUUAAGCACCAUGAUAUCAGAGAAUAUAUACCUUUUUAUAUGUCUAAACUUUGAUAUGCAUCUCACUGGAUAGUUGAGUGUAUAGGAGUAAAGUUUUCAUUUUAGAUUUUGAAUUGAAUGAUGGAAGUAUUGAUUGCUCCUAUCUCAGCUUCCCUUUCCUACCUGGUCACCGUAAAAAUAGUUCUCUACAGAGUUGAUAAGACUCAGCCUCCAUAUUCUGAUUAUAGUAAAAGAGAAAUGGCAGCAACACAGAGAAAACAUAUAAAUGUUAUUAAGUUCUGUAGCACUGGCCAUAGCCAAGCAAUAAAAGGAAGAAUGUGGGGCA